AUGUUGCCUGCAGGGAUGGACAUAUUCGAGCGCGGGACCUCGAACGUCGUCUGGUGCGAGGCCAUCGUCCAGGGCUACAAGUAUCAUCCGACGACCGCGGAGCUGUGGAACACGGCCACGUCCGUCGUCUUCUUCUGCAUCGCCGGCACCUUCGGGGCGGCGAGGGCCUGGAGGCAGGGCUACUCCCUGGCGCAUGUGUUCAGCGACGUGCUGUUGAUCAUCGUCGGCGUCGGCUCCGCGUUUUUUCACGCCACCCAGAGCUAUGCUGGGGAGCUGCUCGACGAGGUGCCGAUGUCGAUUAUGGCCGUCGGCUACCUCCUCUGCGUGAACAGGAUACACUGGUUGACCACUCCGCCCUACAGGGCCCUCACGUACGGGGUCGGGUUUGGCCUGGCUGCCAUCGCCUGGGUGGCCUACUUUUGGCUCCGGUACUUCGAAAUAUUCCGGGUCUGCUUCGUUUUCCAGGUCGCCUACCCCGCCCUCAUCAGCCUGUUCAGCGGUCCCGGCUCGCCGUGCUCGUCUGGGAAGAGGCAGUGGUGGACGUUCCUCGUUAUCAUCCUGGUCGGCAAGAUCGCUUGGCAGUGGGAGCGCUUGUUGUCGGACUGGGGUCAAUGCCCCACGAGCGAGUGGGACCCACGCUUCUGGUUCCACCAGAUUUGGCACUUCAGCGCGGCCGCAGCGCACGUCGCGUGGAUGUCGUACUCUGGUCCGCUGCAGGUGCGGAUCUUGAAGGAGAAGUCGACUUGA
Molecule: messenger RNA, 747 nt
Organism: Prorocentrum cordatum
Lineage: Eukaryota; Dinophyceae; Prorocentrales; Prorocentraceae
Source: the annotation of a GenBank genome assembly